UCUCGACCUCGCCGACCUGCCGCAGGCGCACGCAGUCCCAUUCUCCAAGGGGCAGCAGCAGUAGCAGCAGCACUAGCGCAGCCAAGCCAAGUCCAGCCCGCCUGGACACCCAGCAGAGCCCCGUCGCUCGCUACCCUCCUCCCCACAACCAACUCUCUCUCUAUCUGAAACCUCCCCCGCCGCAGCCAUGGGGUGCAUGAGCAGCAAGCCCAGCCACUACCCGAGCCCCCAGCAGACUGGACGCGCCAACGAGCCCAACUACACGGACCUCACGCGCAACGUGGCCAACGGCGGCUUCUCCGCCAACAAUAACGGCAACGGCCCGCGCCGCCCCCAGCCCACCAAGCGCGACCCGCGCGCCAACCUGAGCGCCUCGAGCGCCGGCAACCGCGCCGACUCGGAGAACUGCUUCCCGGACCUCGUCAAAUUCCGCCUCGAUGAGAGCGAGGUGCUGCUUACCCGCAAGGUCUCGAGCGGCGCCUUUGGCGUCGUGUGGCUGGGCCACUACCACGGCCAGCCCGUGGCCGUCAAGCGCAUGAUCGACGGCGAGGACGAGGCUGUUUCCUUCUCCCGCGAGAUCGAGACCAUGUCCAGACUGUCGCACCCCAAGAUCGUGCGCUUCAUUGGCUGCACGUGGACCAACAAGAAGGAUCUGGGCGGCGUGUCCGAGUACAUGGAUGGCGGCGAUGUCCGCACGCUGCUGGAGACCCGCAAGAUCGAGCUGAGCUGGAAGAAGGAGAAGAUCUCCAUCGCCAUUGACAUUGCCGAGGCGCUCGCCUACAUGCACUCGCGCUCGCCCAAGAUCAUCCACCGCGACCUCAAGUCCCGCAACGUGCUGCUGAACACGAGCAUGGUGGCCAAGCUGAGCGACUUUGGUCUCAGCCGCAACCGCACGUACGAGGAGACGCUCACCGCUGGCGUCGGCACGGUGCGCUGGACGGCGCCCGAGGUGAUGCUCGGCGACAACUACAGCGAGCAGGCCGAUGUGUACUCUUUCGGUGUGGUGCUGAGCGAGCUGGACACGCGCGAGAUUCCGUUCGAGGAGAAGAGCAGCAAGACAGGAGCAGGCGGCGCGCCCGACAUGGCCAUCGUCAUCAAGGUGGCCAAGGGCGAGCUGCGACCAAGCUUCGCCCCCGACUGCCCGGACGUGAUUCUGCGCAUUGCGCGUGCUUGUCUGCAGUUCGACCCGGCACUUCGUCCUGACAGCGAGUCCGUCGUGCAGAUGCUCAACGACGCGCGUGUUCAGCUCCAGGCGAUGUCAUAACCGUAGCACGCAGAACCCAAUGACCUCACGCAACAGCGUCUUAUAGCAGCAACGGAAGCUGCUACCGUCCUCUCUUCCUGUCGCGUAUGAACUGACGCGGGUGUGACUCGGCAGCACGAAUCGAAGUGUUCUGAGCGUUUCUCGACUAAGACGACAGACCGCCAGUGUGAUGUGGUGGAACCAACGAUAGGGACGAGAGAGGAAGGUCGGGUGGAUGUCUUGCGCUGCGCCAAUUGGGGUCGAGAAACGACAGGGAUGGUAGAUUUGAUUUGGUUGGGUCAGGAGUGAGCGAGUGGGCUGGUGGCUCGGAAUGAUCGAUGGGAGUCGGCGGUGACUGGCUUCGCGAGACAUAGAUACUCGCGCGACGCCCCCCCGCGCGCUUAUCGGCACCCCGCAUUAACGGCUUGUUCCUUUGUUUAAUUUUUAACACCAUUGUUCUUGGAUGAGUUCCUUGUUUUGUCUUGCUCAAGCUUACAAGCUUACAGACGUGAAUGUUUCUGCAUAUUGCUAACAAUCAAAACUCGCCGCACUCUAACGCGACUUGACGCGGUAAAUCCGAACCAUCCACGCGUCCGAGGUAAACACGUGCUCGAAGUUGUGGAGCUCAAUAUCGCGCGUCGGGAUUCUUAAUCGGCGGUUCAUAUCCCAGCCAAAUACUGGAUCAUCGCCUUCUUGAGCCGGCGCACGCUCUACUUGGUUGAACUCGAAGUAGCUCAGCUUGUAGAGAACGCUCUGCGUCAUGGCAAGCGUCGCAUUCUCGUGGAAAAUGUAGCGGCCAUUCACUUGGAACUCGGACUCGAUCACAUCGUCUGGAAACACGCCUUCCGAAAUCUUGACAAUCCAUGGGAGUUUGUCGAGAUCAUCGC
This is a messenger RNA of Phytophthora sojae, 2130 nucleotides long. RefSeq lists its product as hypothetical. Lineage: Eukaryota; Oomycota; Peronosporomycetes; Peronosporales; Peronosporaceae. Gene Ontology annotation, biological process: protein phosphorylation. Gene Ontology annotation, molecular function: ATP binding; protein kinase activity. The record is from RefSeq and is a predicted model, not a curated record. The coding region runs from base 188 to 1264 and encodes 358 amino acids. The transcript is spliced from 2 exons.